AUGGUCAAAAAAUCCACUCUUGCCAGUCUGGCCGCGGUUUUGGUCAGUGUCGCGGCCGAACCUGAAAUUACCGACAUCAAAAUGGUCAGUGUCGACACCGGUUCUUCUGACACUCACGGUGUUUACGACGCCACUUUCAUCGAGGUUUCCAUCAAGGCCACCGAAACCGGUACUUGUUGGUUUAAGAUGCCAGCUGACGUUGUGACUUUCAACCAAGACACCCCAUACAGCUUCGAGUACGGUAGCGUCAACCGUGACGACGACGAUUUUAAGAUCUCCUUGACCUUCGACUCCUUGCCAAAGGACGGCGUUGCCCAAUUCGGUGUUUAUACCAGAUUUCAAUUUCCUUAUCAAACUGGCCACGAGGAACCAAAGUCGGAGUCUUUCAAAAUCAGCUCCUCUUCUGGUGAGUUCACUGCCAAUGUUAACCACAAAGAAUUGCCAACUGACCAGAUUUCCGUCCAUUCCCUUCUAACUUCCUCUCAGAUCAUUUACGAUGUGUACGUUCCAGCUGACAUGAUUACCAACACCACCACUUUGGUUGCCAAGAGCGCUGACGGCCGAAUCUUCGAUGGUUCUAUUGUCGGCGUCUAUUCCGUUCAGUCACCCCCAACUUUCCAUGAAACUUCAUCCGAUUCCUCCAUCUAUUCAGGCAUGGAUUACACCUGGCAAGAUUUCUGCACUGAUAGCGAGACCAAGAUUGUUUACAGCGGGCAAGAGCUUGAAACUGCCAAGUGGGUUUUGUUCAAGUUUUUCGCCUCCGUUCCAGCCGACUUGCAAUACUACAACCAAGUGAUUGAUGUCACUAUCGGCGAGGUCACUGAAACCAUUACAACUCACACUUACAGCAGAUACUACCCAGGUUUCAUUGAGGCCCCAUCUUACAAGCGUGACGGUUCCGGUUCUGGCACCAAUGGUAAUCAAGUUACCUCUUACUCCUCAAGCCAAGCUUCGGCCGCAGCCCAGAUCUCUACUUCUGACAUUCAAGCUUCUACCGCUGCUCAAACCUCUAGCUCUGAAAGCCAGGCUACUACUGCUUCUCAAACCUCUUCUUCUGAAACUCAAACCUCUAGCGCUGCUCAAACCUCUCACUCUGAAAGCCAAACUGCUGCCUCCGCCCAGACCUCUUCCGUCAAACUCCAUUCUGCUGCUGUUUCUUCAACCCCCUACUCCGGAUACUUCAACUCUACCCGUUCAGUCUCUUCCACUGCCCACGUAUUUUCAACUACUGUUAUCACCACUUGUCCUACUUGUGAAGUCAAGGCUACCACUGUUGGUGUUUCUACUGCCACCGUUACCAUCGACGAUGUUGUCACCGAGUACUUGACUUACUGUCCUCUGGAAACUCAAGCCACCAUGGUCAUCUCCAAGGGUACCACUUACGCUCCUUCAGUUGUGAUCACUGAAGUUGAGUCGAACUUGUUCACUGCUUACACCACUUACUGCCCAAUUGAAACCAAGACCACAUCCACCGUGUCCGAAAUUUCUUCCACCCCCACUGUUGUUGUCUCCAAGGGUACCACUUACGCUCCAUCUGUUGUCACCAGUGAGGCAAAGUCUGGUUUCACCACCUACACCACUUACUCUCCAUACACCACUGCGUCUGACAAAGCUACUGGCUACAACUCUACCAGUACCUCUACCACCCACAGUGUUUAUGAGGGUUCCGCUAACCUGAUGAAAACCAGCUUCGCUGCCGUUUUCUUUGGUCUACUUGCCUUCUGGAUGUAA
This is a messenger RNA of Lachancea meyersii CBS 8951, 1731 nucleotides long. The record is from the annotation of a GenBank genome assembly. Lineage: Eukaryota; Fungi; Ascomycota; Saccharomycetes; Saccharomycetales; Saccharomycetaceae.